ACCUGUCCAGGUUGUCCCCUGUCUGCGCUCAAGUCAGCUGGGAUAGACUCCAGCACCCCCCGCGACCCUAAUGAGGAUAAAGCGGUGUAUAGAGGAUGGAUGGAUGGAUGGACAUUUGAGGGAUCACUUACUGCUAUCAAUGAACAGUCUCCAAUCUGUGGGGUCAUACUUUGGCACCCCGAGCUUGUGCAGGAGACCCGCAAUGUUUGAACAAUGCACCAAAUCAUUCUCCUCAGAGAAAAAACAGAGGUAUUCCUGGUGUCUGUUUCUGUAAAAUGUUAUGCAAGUACUGUCUGCAAGAAGGUUCUUUUCCUUCAGUCGGGAAGCCAAAAGCUUAGAUCACGAACUAGAUCAUUUAGCUAUAUUUGUGUGAAAGGAUGUGGAGCAUCAUCAUCAAGAAACACCUGAUCCUCUUGAUCUUCAUGGUCACUAGAGGAAUCUCCCUCACUAAUAUCUGGAAGCUCUCCAAAGACAGGUACUGGGAUGUCAUCACAGUGAGCUACAGGAUGAUGUGCUGAUUGAAGAUCAGGAUAUGUAAGGCUGCCCCUGUUCUUUCUGUUAAUCCCAGUUACAUCUACAGCACAGAAGUAGCAGUUAGUGACAUGGUUUGCUGGUUCUCUCCAAACCAUGGGAACUCCAAACUUUAGACAACUCUUCUUGCCCUUUGUCCAUUGACGCAGAUACUCAGUACAUGCUUUGCACACCAUAUGUGGGGCCCAGGCUUUAUCCUGGUCACCAAGCUUUAUACCAAAAUAGGCAUUAUAGGCACGCUUUAUGAAGCUUGUAACAGAGUUCCUGUUAGGUGCCAAUGUGUAUUCACCACAGAUGUAGCAGAAUACAUCAGGUUGAUUUUUGCAAGCUCUUCUGCGAGAAGCCAUGGUAUUCACCUAUGUGCAAAGAAUAAAAAUAAGUAAUUUACUGAAGAUAUUUCAAGAAACAAAAACUGGGUAUCAUCCAAAACAAUAUACGAUAGAGAUGUACACCAAAAAUAUAGUGAUUGUAAGUUGUAGAUGCGUAAACAAUAAAGCAAUCAUACGCAUAUAUAUAAAGAAAAGGUGAAAAACAACAAAUGGUCAUAGUUAAAAAAGUUGACCUGAUAGAGCAAAACUAAUGUUAUAUUUGAAUUCUGCACCCCAAAAUUAUCUUAAAUCAGCUUUAAAACCUCAGACAAUUUUUUUGUUGUUGACCAGUGUAAUGGAUGGACGCUUUUUCUGCCCUCUUCGUUCACAAGGAAAAAGACGAAACAUGCGUAUAAACAUAUAGUCAUCUUGUGCACCGUGGGUAACCUAAGCUUGAGCCAAAGGCAGUGUGUUUGUUAUCUAACCAGCGUAUUGCACUGGUAGAUGCUGAGGUGGUAUGGUAUAUUUCAGCCAUUCCAAUCAAAUGUCGCACAUUGACUGAAUCAGGGAUAAAGUAAGUUAGAAGAGGUGCAAGUCACAGGAUCAACACUAUGGUACUAAAUACACAGACUGAUAUCAUUCAGCAAACACAAAGGGUCAGUUUUUAUUUUUUUUUAGUACAUACAGAUGGAGAUGUGCUUUGCUAUCAACCAUGGUACACUAUGUGUAUGUAUUUUCUUUUGAUCUGUCUUGACAUAUGAGCUUGUAAAUACGAGCAUUCCCGACUGGCUGUAUGUGUCAUACAUAUCAGGAAGUAACAAAGCACAGUGGAAUACAAAGACACUUGAUAAAGUUCUUUUAUCACUCUUGGUAAGGUCUGUUAGAACUGAUAAGACAACCAGUGCACACAGUCAGCUAUUCGCCAGCUAUGCAAACUGUGUGCAUCUAUUUUUAGAAAUUGUGACCAUCUGCAAACCGGUGUCAACUGUACUCUCCACACCCCCUGUUUUUGUAGGAGUGAAAGGUGUCUGUGUCAUGGAACUAUGGUAAAGUCAAGUCAGUUCAAAAACAGUUUCAUUGUACAUGGAAAUUCUUACUUUGUUUUAUUUGGUGUUAGACAAUAUUUUGUGAAAAUAAGAGCACUUGUUUGAGACUGAAAGAACAGACUAGAAGAAGAAAAACAGGUAUUUUACUUUGAGUAUACACUGGUACAUGUAUUGUUUUAGAAACUACAAACUCUGGAAAUACAACUACAAUAUCAGCAUUUAUUGAGAUAAAGAAAAACUAGAAGGCAUGUUUGACAAUAUAGUUUAGGUUUUUGUCGUAACUGGUGUGAAAAUCUUCCAACACAUUAUUGCACUGCAAUCUUAACUUGAGUGUAAAGUAAACCUAUAAAUGGUAACCAUGUUCGUGUUAAUGAGAAUAUAAUUUAACUCUGACUGAUGGUGUGAAAGAGAUAGAAAAGGGCUUAGCAUGAAAAGCAGGACAGGCUUGUUUUGUUGAUCAAGUUCUAAGGAAAGCAGAGAAGGAGGUGUGGCCACUUUCAGGUGGAAUUCCCCUGAAUCACCUGAGUUCAUCCCUCACUCCUUUACAGACGUAUAAAACGUCAUGUGCAUAAAUACGGCAGGUGCAUCUUUUCCUCGGAGACAGAGAUUACAUAGAGAAUAGGCAGAGGAGAGCACUGAUACUAACAGUGAAAAUUAUACAGCAUACACCGUGGAUUGUUUUGGAUCAUCAUACUUUCUCAUCAUAUUGUGGCGUGUGCUGUAAUCAGCGUCUCCAUGUCAUCACCGUGCCUCAGCAGUAUCCUGACUCAUGCCAAUCUUACCAUGUAUCAGACUGGCUUGCCUGAUGUCCUGCCACAACAGCUUAAUACGCUGCCCAGCAUCAACACCCUACAGUACAGCAGUGCAGCAUACAACUCUGUCAUAAGCGGUCAGUGGUACAAGCAGAUCAACCCUCACUGCUGGACAGCAGAUCAUGUUCUCGAGUGGAUCAGUGAGCAUGUAGAGAGCACCAAGUUUGAUGCCAGCAUCUUGAGUCUGGACUACUGUGCCAUGGAUGGCCCGACCCUCUGCCAGAUGAGUCAGGACCAGAUGACUGAUGUCUUUGGCCUGCAGCUUGGCACACACCUCCACCUGAGUCUGCAGGAAUACAAGACCAAAUAUGAGCUGCAAAGCUUGUCAGGACCAGAGCUAAACGAGACCUGUCAGCUCCUAGACAACUUCCUGGACAACCUAAACUUCCCUUUGCUCAGCACGAUUCGUAUUGGCCAAGCUGAAGAAGUGAUCAACAAGAGAGAGUUUGACUGCCAGGAUGAUUAUGAUCUGACGAGUCUGGCCAUGGAACCCAUGACACCUCUGGGAGACACCGAGUACCUGUCUGAUAAUCAGUCUGACAGCGAGUACAGCUCCUCCUCAAACAGUGGCAUGUUUGGCUUUGCCGGCAUUGGCUCUCCAGAAUCUGGCAGCAGUGAAUCAGAACCAGAGUUCUCCUACCCUCUGAUCUCAAAAGUGCACAUCAAAACGGAAAAAGAAGAGUCUCGAUUGAAGCGACCACGGGGGCGUCCUCCUAAAACCAGUCGAGAGCACAGCAGCAGUAUAUAUGACAACCCAAAGAAAAAUAAACAUGCACCCCGUGGCACUCACCUGUGGGAGUUUAUCAGGGACAUUCUGAUCCACCCAGAGAGGAACCAGGGUUUGAUGAAGUGGGAGGACCGCCGUGAGGGUAUUUUUAAGUUCCUCAAGUCGGAGGCUGUGGCUCAGAUGUGGGGACAGAAGAAGAAAAACAGCAGCAUGACAUAUGAAAAACUGAGCCGCGCCAUGAGGUAUUACUAUAAAAGGGAGAUCCUGGAGCGUGUCGACGGCAGGAGGCUUGUAUACAAAUUCGGGAAGAACUCCAGUGGCUGGAAGACUGAGGAACUUGGCAUGGGCAUAUGAGGCAUCACUCAUCAACUGAGCAGGGAAGCAGAAAGCCUGUCAGAGUGGUAGAGCAGGAACUACAAAUACCCAUAUGCACUGUCCAAAAAAAAGAAACCCUUACUGUCUGAAACGUUUAAGACGUACUUCCUCUAAGAAGGGAGAUGUUGCAGAAAAUGUAAGCCAGUGUUUUUGGCUCUAGUAGGUUUUAUGAACCAAUAUUAAUAUUUUACAUGUGUUUUUGAUUGUCACUACAGAAUCUAUGUGCGCAAUAUUUUAGUGUACAUCAUUUUAGAUGAUUGUUAGCUUCUGCAAGCACUCACAGCAACAGCAACCUAUUUACAGAUGUACAAAUAUCACUCCCAUGUUAAACUUAAUCUUUACUAAAGUGGGACUCACUCGUCCUCAUCUGUUACUGUGGCUUUGUUUUGUUUUGUUGGAAACAAAACUGAGGUAGGGCAUAUGUAAAACUAACUGUGGGUCUGAAUCUCGGACCAAGUGUGGAGCACACAAUGUAAAGAGAUAGAACCUAGAAAUGUAGGGGAUGUGAACUUACAUUAACACAAUAAUGAUGUGCAGUACAUGUCUAUUAGUAUUACUUAUUAUAAAGUGUGUUUACAUAAUGUAGUCGAUGAGUAACUUCAUGAAAUGCUGUGAUAUCUGUUUUCCUGUAAAAUAGUUUUUAAUGAAUCAGUCAGAAAUCAGUUGCAUGUUGCCAGUGUGAUUGUUUGAAUGUGAUUAAUCUACUUUUUAUCCAUCUUUAUCCAAAAUAUAUGGUAUGUGGAGAGAAUCUCACUGUUUUAUAAAGAGACAUUUCUGCAGCUUUUUAAAAAAGAAAUAAAUUUUGCACUUCC
Acanthochromis polyacanthus (spiny chromis) is the source of this 4611-nucleotide messenger RNA. It is a transcript of the gene elf3, whose product is annotated as E74-like factor 3 (ets domain transcription factor, epithelial-specific). NCBI's taxonomy places the organism in Eukaryota, Metazoa, Chordata, Actinopteri, Pomacentridae. Gene Ontology annotation, cellular component: nucleus. The coding region runs from base 2621 to 3778 and encodes 385 amino acids. The record is from RefSeq and is a predicted model, not a curated record. Gene Ontology annotation, molecular function: sequence-specific DNA binding; DNA-binding transcription factor activity, RNA polymerase II-specific. Gene Ontology annotation, biological process: regulation of transcription by RNA polymerase II; cell differentiation. The transcript has 9 exons.